GUGAGAGGUCAACGCCGGAAAAGGCUCCGGAUGAUGGCGGAAGAAGCGCCGCGAAGUCCCUCCAACGGGCGCAGACGCUUAGGAAACAAACCACCUUUAAAAAAUGAAGAUGCUGCUGAAAGGAAAGCAGCACUUGAAGCUGCUAUUAGGAAAAAAAUUGAGUGUGAGCGGAAAGCAUUGCAAGUUGUUGAACACCUGUUGGAAGAUAACAUUACCGAAGAAUUAUUUGUGGAUUGUGGGAGGCUUAUAACACCUUCUCACUAUCUGGAUGUGGUGGAAGAACGAUUUAUCAUCAAGCUAUGUGGCUAUCCUCUCUGUCAAAAUAGGCUACAGAAUGUGCCAAAACAAAAGUAUAAAAUUUCCACAAAAACAAAUAAAGUAUACGAUAUUACCGAGAGAAAGCGUUUUUGCAGCAAUUUUUGUUACAAAGCAUCAAAAUAUUUCGAGGGCCAAAUAUCCAAAACUCCAGUGUGGCUUCGAGAAGAAGAAAGGCCACCAACUAUUGAGCUGCUAAAGAAAGAGGCAAGUGGCUACUAUGGGAAGGAAAUAAAAUUAGUCGGCGAAAGAAUUGAAGCCUUAGACAUUGAAAACCCUACUCCUGCAGAAAUCCAUCACGACUCUAACUCAGGCAGUGAAAGCAACAGUGAUGCUGAGCAGGAGUUUGUUUCCUCUGUUCUACAAGAGAAUCUCUCAAAUACAGAGAAAUUGGCCGGGAAACCCCUCAAAAGCAUCCUCAAAAAAAGCCCUACCAAGAGAGCCGAGCCUCAACUCUUCACCCCAGAGGAGACGGUUGAUGAGACUUCAGCCCAACUAAACCAAGGCAGAUCACAUGUUCUACAAGAAGAGGGUGGCUUUCCUGGUACUAUUCAGGGGGAAGAACAUUGCCAUUCUCCGAACGUUCUUGAAAAUGUGCAGGUCUCUGAAAAUCUUGGAAAUAGCCCUAGAUGCUCCCAGGUAGUGUUUCUGGGAGUGAGCCAAAAAGGGGCAGACCAAUUUAAAAGGUUACUUGCUAAAUCAAAACUGACUGACAGAGGUCCAGCAGACUCCCUUGCGGCCAAAGAUAGCUUGUUAGAGAGCCUCUGGCAGACAUUUACUGAAUGGAGAAGUGAAGAGACACUAAAGCUUCUCCAUGGCUCUUGCAGCACCCCCAGUCAUCUACUGCAGCACACCCAACCAAAGGACUCUGGCAAGGAAUAUCUUGAUGAAGAUGAUUUGGAAAAUGCUAGUAGCAGUGAAGCUCUACCCCAAGAACACACUUUAAACAGCCUAGAUCAGUCUUUGCCUUUCCGGGACCCUGGGACAGCUGCCAAACCUUUACCCAGCUUUGAAAAAUUGAAAAAAGAGACAUUACAGUUGGAGUUAAAGGUGAGCGAAUUUUACAAAGGAAAGUUCACCGUCACCGAAGAGGAGGAUUUGGCAAUGCAAUCAGAAAGGGAACAGCAGAAUGGGAAGUCUCAAGACAAUGAACAGUGGGCUCCCAUUUUGCCACUUGUAGAUUCUAAAGCACAGCAGCAGAUACGGACACGGAUUGUGCUUGAAAAGCUACAAAAAGCAUUGCCUGCUGUUUUGGGCCCUCUUAAGAUUCCUUUUGGUGAUGUUUAUAGUGAACUGAGAAAUCUUGUAAAGACAUUUAGGUUGACAAAUACAAAUAUAAUCCACAAAGCUCCAGUAUGGACCUUAAUUACCAUUGUGCUGCUGUCUAGCUUGUCAGAAAAUAUUCCUGCCUUUGCACAUGGUCAGCAAAACAAAGGAUAUACACAGUUCCUUGCUACCUUGCUGGAAGAAUUAUGUAUCGAAACCGAAGAUCUGAAAAGUUUAACAAAAAUAUUUAAAAGUGGUUGACUCCUUCACUG
Molecule: messenger RNA, 1853 nt
Organism: Thamnophis elegans (Western terrestrial garter snake)
Lineage: Eukaryota; Metazoa; Chordata; Lepidosauria; Squamata; Natricidae
Gene: RPAP2
Product: RNA polymerase II associated protein 2
Exons: 12
Coding region: 31-1842 (603 amino acids)
Cellular component (GO): cytoplasm; nucleus
Molecular function (GO): RNA polymerase II CTD heptapeptide repeat phosphatase activity; RNA polymerase core enzyme binding
Source: RefSeq, a predicted model, not a curated record